AAAAUCGAGGUGCAAAAGGAAACUUUUUUUUAUAUUAUUAUGCCAAAAAGGAUCGGACUUCAGAGGAAAUUCGACGACUUUUUGCCAUUAUAAGCCGAGGAAUUCGCCCGUCUCUUUAGGUCCCUCAAAAUCUUCGUUUUUUUUUGUUCGCGUCUUGUUAUAAACCGAUGGCGAUGGGAGACCGCAAGAAGAUGAUCAUCGACACUGAUCCAGGCAUCGAUGAUGCAAUGGCGAUAUUUGUGGCUCUGAGAUCGCCGGAAGUAGAUGUGAUCGGUCUCACUACAAUCUACGGCAAUGUGUACACCACUCUCGCCACCCGAAAUGCCUUACAUUUGUUGGAGGCUGCGGACAGGACUGACAUUCCAGUGUCUGAAGGAACUCAUACCACUAUCACUAAUGGUACGAAACUCCGGAUCGCUGAUUUUGUUCAUGGCACGGACGGGCUAGGCAAUCAAAAUUUCCCUCCACCUAAAGGAAAACCAAUCGAAAAAUCAGCACCUGAGUAUUUGGUCGAACAAGCAAAGCUUCACCCCGGGGAAAUCACCAUUGUUGCAUUGGGCCCGCUGUCUAAUAUUGCACUGGCUAUUCAGCUUGAUCCAGAGUUUUCGAAAAAUGUUGGACAGAUUGUUCUUCUUGGUGGAGCAUUUGCAGUAAAUGGAAAUGUAAAUCCAGCGGCAGAAGCCAAUAUUUUCGGUGAUCCAGAAGCUGCGGAUAUGGUAUUCACAAGUGGAGCUGAUAUCAUUGCUAUCGGGAUCAAUGUGACCCAUCAAGUCGUUAUGACAGCUGAUGACCGGGACAAAUUGGCAUCAUCAAACGGGAAAUUAGCGCAAUACCUCUGUAGAAUUCUUGACGUGUACUAUGCUUACCAUCUCGAGGCUUACAAUAUCAGAGGUGUCUAUCUGCACGACCCGACAACAAUUCUUGCAGCAUUCCUUCCUUCUCUGUUCACUUACACCACCGGAGUUGUCAGAGUGCAGACAAAUGGCAUCACGAGAGGGCUGACGUUGCUGUAUAACAAGCAAAAGAGGUUUGGUGAAGUGGACGAGUGGUCGGACAAACCGUCGGUGAAAGUGGCGGUCACGGUGGAUGCUCCUGCUGUUUUGGAACUCAUCAUGGAAAGGCUUAUGGAUUCAUGAAUCAGGU
Molecule: messenger RNA, 1143 nt
Organism: Tarenaya hassleriana
Lineage: Eukaryota; Viridiplantae; Streptophyta; Magnoliopsida; Brassicales; Cleomaceae
Product: probable uridine nucleosidase 2
Exons: 9
Coding region: 168-1136 (322 amino acids)
Biological process (GO): purine nucleoside catabolic process
Cellular component (GO): cytosol
Molecular function (GO): purine nucleosidase activity
Source: RefSeq, a predicted model, not a curated record